UGCCGAAGAGAAUGAGAGUCACGAGAUUUCACAAUUCAAAAUGUAUAUUUUUUCAAUUUUUAGCGUAGGUUUGGGGCUUCUCUGUGUUCACAUCGGCGCUUUUUCUCCGCCUAAGUAUUCUAAAUGUAUCAGCAAAGAUUUUGGACAAGGAGGGACCGUUUGUCUUUGCUCAGAAAACGAGUGCGACUCAUUCAGCGAAGGAAUUCCUCUUGGAACGGAAGAAUAUGCAGUUUACACGAGUUCUAAAGCGGGAGAACGUUUUAGUCUUAAGACAGCGAAGUUUGACAAGAGUUUGACGGUGAAGUCCUCCGUAGAAGAUGUCCGUUUGAUGGUAAAUUCUAGUGUCAGGUUUCAAAAGAUUCUCGGAUUUGGGGGUGCAUUUACAGAUGCUGCCUCAAUUAAUAUUUACAACAUCAGCACAGCCUUGAGGCAGAAACUUCUUUCUUCAUAUUUCUCAGAGGAAGGUAUUGAGUAUAACAUUGGACGUAUUCCUAUGGCUAGUUGUGAUUUUUCUACAAGACCUUACUCCUACAAUGAUCAUGUUGGUGAUCUUGAGAUGGCCAACUUUAGCUUGGUUGAUGAAGAUGUAAAAUUGAAAAUUCCACUGAUGUUGACAGCGAUGAAGAUGAGUAAGAAAAACAUCACAUUUUUUGGAAGUCCAUGGUCUGCACCUGCAUGGAUGAAAACAAAUAACAAGAUGACUGGGUUUGGUCAAUUAAAGGGCAAGGCAGGAGAUAAAAACCACAAAGCAUGGGCUUUGUACUUUGCCAAGUUUAUUGAGGCAUACAAGGAGAAGGGAAUAAAGAUCUGGGCAGUUACAGCACAAAAUGAGCCAUCUGAUGGAUUUAUUCCAUUUUUUUCAUUUCAGUGUAUGGGAUACACAGCUGCAAUGGAGAGAGAUUUUAUCAAGGAGGACUUAGGGCCUAUGCUAUCAGCUCGUGGCCAUGCUGAUGUGAAGAUAAUCAUGCUUGAUGAUCAGCGCAUGUUUUUGAAGUCAUGGGCAAACACUAUUCUUACUGAUCCAGAUGCUGCUAAGUAUGUCGCUGGAAUUGGUGUUCACUGGUAUGAAGAUAUAUUUCUUCCUGCCAAAGCGCUGAGUGACACUCACAACAGGUUUCCUGAUUACUUCAUUCUUGCUACCGAAGCCUGUAUUGAUCCCCACCUCUCCAAACCUCCUAUAGUCAGCCUGGGGAACUGGGCGAGAGGGAAUCGGUACAGCCAUAGUAUAAUUGAGGACUUGUCCAACUGGGCUGUUGGAUGGGUGGACUGGAACAUAGCUCUCAACAUGGAGGGAGGACCCAACUGGGUGAAGAACUUUGUUGACUCUCCAAUUAUUGUAGAUGCAGAGAAAGGACUUUUCUAUAAACAGCCAAUGUUUUAUCAUUUGGGCCACUUUAGUAAGUUUGUGCCUCCUGGCUCACAAAGAAUUGAGGUUACAGCAAGUGGCAAAUCUUCCCUUCAGUUCAUUGGUUUUACUACUCCAGCACCAUCCAUGUCAACAGUAGUUAUUAUACUCAACAAAGAUGACUUUGCAGUUGAAUUGCAAAUUAAUUCUCAAGAUGGUACCAUCACUGAGACUGUGCCACCAUCUUCCAUUCAAACUUACAUCUGGUAGAAUUGGCACAAGAAUGAAGAUGAUAUUUUAAUCGGUCAUACAAUACAUUCCUAAAUCAAAAAUUCUUCGCUUAGAAUUGAUUGUUCCUAUCAAAAACUGCUGUGUGAAAAGGUUAAGAGAAAAAAAAAUUAAUAAAACCCUGCUGUUUCAGGGAAUUGGGAAGCUUUAAGACAAAGAGAUAUGUCCAGGAGAAAACUAAUUCUGCUUAUGCGUUGAUUGAAAAAGUAAAUUGAAGAAUUCUUUGAGGAAAACUGCUAGGGAAAAGAGACUCGUGUAGGGAUGUUCAAGCUUUAAAGUUUCAUAUGCAUUAAAAGUUUCUUUAGUGCAUAAGAGCAUAACAUAUAGUUUAUGAUUGACUUUGCGACUGAUUUUUCUAAAUUAAUUUACAUUCAUAAUUUCCCACUGACCAAUAUCACCACAACCAAGACAUGGCUGUUAAUGCUUGGCACACACUGUGAUGAAUUUGAGCAACUCCAUGGCAACAUGAAUCAGUUACUGUUAAGCCCUAGAACACUCCCUGCAUGUCUAAGUUGGAGCCUCUCAGUUACAGGUACUCAGUGUAGUUGUGUCAAAUGUCAAGAAGCCAGCAGCUCAUCAUCCUCAUCAUGGGGUUCUGACAUUUCUGCAUCAUCAUCAUCAUCUUCAUUGGAGGAUAGAUCUGAUGUAUUACUAGCACAAGCAACUUGUUUUGUGUCUUCUCUGUCUCCUUCUUCAUUAUGUCUGAAGUAAGUCCCUGGAAGAAAUAGUUUAUAAUUUUACUUUAUAAUUUUAUUUUCUGAAGAAAGUCCCCGGAAGAAAUAGUUUAUAAUUUUACUCAAAGUUAAUUUAAGAGAUACUUGCAAAUAGUUGUUGGUAAAAAAUACUGGGUGAAGACUUUUAAUUGUCAUACAAAUCAUACAUAUGGAACAAAAUCACAAAAAAAAAAUUCAAUUUAAUAAUAAACUGAGAUAACUUAAAACAGUAGCUCAUACAGAUAAUACUUACUGAUAUUAUAAUUUCAAAAGAACUUGCUUUGCUAUUUAAUAAAUAAAG
Messenger RNA from Pocillopora verrucosa, 2647 nucleotides. Its product is annotated as lysosomal acid glucosylceramidase. Gene Ontology annotation, biological process: glucosylceramide catabolic process. NCBI's taxonomy places the organism in Eukaryota, Metazoa, Cnidaria, Anthozoa, Scleractinia, Pocilloporidae. The record is from RefSeq and is a predicted model, not a curated record. Gene Ontology annotation, molecular function: glucosylceramidase activity.